AUGUCAAAACAAGGAAAAAGAAAAAUCACUGUCGAAUUACCGAAAACAAAGGACCUAGCGAAUAGACCUAGUGUUUUUGAGCGACUCGGUACCAAAAAAAAUUCCAGUACAAGUGCUAAAAAAACAAGUGAAUAUUGUAGACAGUGGGCACAACACGGCAGUUGCGCAUAUGGUAAAAAUUGCAAGUUUGCUGCUACUCAUACUCUAAUAAGUCCAUCAAAACAACGUGCGGCAAAUAAGGAAAGUGAGCAUAAACGUUUGUUAAAAGAUGAUCCUAAAAGUAGACUACAUUCGACCGUCGUAGUUAGAACCGGUCGCAGCCCUGACGGAGAAAUUGAUAAUUGGGAUCAAAAUGACCUAGAAUAUGCUGACACCGAUGUGUUAGAGAAAAGAAGGCAACAAUUGCAACGUGAAUUAGAAUUGCAACUAAAAAUGGACUCGAACAAAGAUAUUCGUAAAGACAAGAAAAAAAUUGUAUCAAGCUCCUCAUCGUCGAGAAGCUCCAGUUCGUCUAGUGUCUCAUCAUCUUCUUCAGGCGGUACUACAUCUUCUUCUUCAUCUGGCAGAGAUGCAAAGAGAAAAAUUAAAAAAGGAAAACUUAAAAGGAAUUCUAGUUCAUCAUCAGACGGUGAAACACCAUCCAAAAAGAGAUUACUCAAAAAUGAUUCGUUAAAACGAGAUAAAAGUCAGUCAAAAAAGCCCAGUAUUAAAAAGGAUGACAAGGUUUUAAAGAAAAAUGAGAUAAAUAAGAAAAAAACAUUUACAAAGACAGCACUGGGGAAAAAAUCACUUUCACCAGGAAAGAAAUCUGGUGGUACGCCACCAAUUACAUCUAAGAGUCUUAUAACAAAAAAUACAUCAAAGCAUGCUAAGUCUCCUCAAAGAAGGGAAAGGAAUAGAAGUACAUCACCACAUUCGGUAAGAGAUAGAGAUAAAGAUAGGGAUCGAAACAAAGAAAAAGAGAGGGACAAAGAAAGAGAAAAAGAUAGGGAUCGCAUCAGAGGACGCAGCAGAUCUCCUAAAAAAGGUAGAUCUAGAUCACCACGUAGACAUGGGUCCCUUCUUAAAGAUCCAAGACGAAAAGAUAGCUCUGAAAGAAGUAGACCAGUCUCUCCGAAAAAGCAAAUAAGAAGAGAUGGCAGUUCCGAAAGACACAGAAAGAGGUCUGCAAGUAGAGAUAGAGAUAGAGUUCGUGAUCAUAAAGACAGAUCAUUAGAAAGAAGAAAAGAUAAACAUGAUGAAAAAGAUAGGCAUGACAGAAAGGAUAGAGGACGAGAUCGAAAUAAAGAUAUAAAAAGAGAUGAUAAUAAACGCAGAGGUCGUGAUAGAGGCUUAGGAGGAAGAGGUGGAUCUGAUAAAGGUUUAGAAAAACCAAAUAAACCUAUGGAAAGGCUCUUACCACGACCGGAGGAACGUUUAGCAGCUUUAGCAGCUAUUUCAAAUAGAACAUUAGAAAGUGAUAAAAAUUCCACUGCUUCAAAAGAUCGACAAGAUACUCAUUCUGAAAGAGGUGGGAGAAAACAAGAUAGACUUGAAAGAGAUCGCUCUAUUAAGAGAGACAGAUUAAACAGCUUAGAAAGAGAACCAGGUGAUUAUGAAUUAGGCGUAGAACGUCAAUAUGAUCAUGGUCAUAACAUAGAACAUUACGACAGAAUAGACGACCGUUUUGAAGGUGUCCCAAGAGAAGGUGAUAGAUCCCCUGGUUAUAAUAUCCAAGGCAGAGAAAGACAUUAUGAUCCUGGAUAUGAUAUACCUGUGCCACCUCGUGGAUACCCCGAGGAUGAAGAAAGAAUGUAUGGUGAACCAAUGGGCGAUCAUCGUGGUGUUGAUAUAGGUUAUGAAGAUCGUCGGCCACAUCGUGAUCAUUCAUGGGAAGGCCGUUCAGGCUCAAUAGACCGUGGUGAGCGAGGAUAUAUACAUCCCCAUAAAGAUUGGGAUAAUGAAGAUUAUCGAGGUCCAGGAGAUUGGGGUAGGGACCGGCAUUGGCCCAUUCAUGACCCUCAGAUGACUGAAUGGGGUGAUAAAGAUCCUGAUAUGGAAGGUUGGCAUCAUCGUGGUCAUCCUCCUGGUCCACAUCGUGGUCGUGUUCAUGAUGAUUAUAAUCGUGGAAUGCGGAUGGAUCAUGGCAGAAAUGAUAACAAUAAACGUCGUGGCCUCAGAACGGAACCUGAAACUGCAGUUAAAGAAACUCCACCUCCUGUGCAGCCUGCGGCUGUUUCAAGUCAUGAGGAAGUUGAAGUUGAAGAUAAACCUGUACCUGACGACCUCAGUGAAAUAAGCGAUGAUCCUGAUGAUAUUUUAGAACGGGAUGAUAUGUUAGAUCAAAAUAUGGAUGAAGAUAGUCAAGUAGAACAGACAGCGGAUGAUAUUGCUAUGAAACCUGAUGGCUCUGAAAAGGAAUCCACACAGGAUACCAGUGGGGUUGGCGAAGAAAAAGAAUCACAGGAAGGUAAAGAAGAUGAAGAUGUGACUAAUUUAGAUUUUGAAGAAAUAUCUGAUGGAGAACUUGAAGAAGAAAGAACACGAGCCGGGUUAGGUGAUGCAUUGGGCGUGGACUGGGCAAGUUUGGUUGCUGAUGCGCGCCGACGCGAACAAGUUCCCCCCACUGGAGGUGCGCGCGAUCGUUGGCGACCUGAAAGGGUACUGGCCCGGCUUGGUCUGUCUUUACAUAUGGCUGGCAAAGAUACAGUACAGAGCAUAUUAAAUAAGAAUGCAGAGACUCUUCAAAUAGAAAAGAAUAAAAUAGACUCUAAUACUGAGAAAAAUAAAAUACAAAAUGGCUUAUCUGAGAACACUGAAAAACAAAAUGUAUCACCAGAUGUUAAUUCCUUGCAUCCAGUUGCUUCAAUACAGGUUGCCACAGAAAAGAGAAAAAGGCAGCGAGCAGUUCUUUUUGGAUCUGGUUGUGAAAUUACGCGUGGGUUAAGCGCAAGACGUGAUUUAGCUUUACGAAGAUAUUUAUGUCAUUUACCAGCAGCAGAACGGACUGGCCAAUCUCGUGUAACACCACAACCUUCAUUAUUCCAUGCUGCUCGAGCUUUACUGAUGCAAGAACCAGUAACUGGCUGA
Molecule: messenger RNA, 3069 nt
Organism: Parnassius apollo (apollo)
Lineage: Eukaryota; Metazoa; Arthropoda; Insecta; Lepidoptera; Papilionidae
Source: the annotation of a GenBank genome assembly